This is a messenger RNA of Carassius auratus (goldfish), 3518 nucleotides long. RefSeq names its product scavenger receptor class A, member 3 (gene scara3). The coding region runs from base 364 to 2133 and encodes 589 amino acids. The transcript is spliced from 7 exons. Lineage: Eukaryota; Metazoa; Chordata; Actinopteri; Cypriniformes; Cyprinidae. The record is from RefSeq and is a predicted model, not a curated record.
AUUCCAUCCCUUUCCCACAUAGAAACAAUCUCUCCCUCUCUCCAGCAUGUUUCCCAAAGCUGCUCAUGUUUAUGGUCCAAGGUAUUCCUUUCCUCUGGUUCUAUAGCACAGAGUCAGCAUGUUAUAGAAGGCUUUUCCUGACACACCAGCCGGACCCAGAGGGGUUUUCAACAUUGGAUAACUCUGCAGAUUUGGUUCCUUCUUGUUAACCAACCAGUAUGGUUCUUGAUUGAUGGUCGGGAUUCUGAUGAGUCACUGAAAUACAUCCCAAUUUGAAAAAAAUCAAACAGGUGAAAUAUAUUCAGUCUCAAAUCUCUGCUCUCAUCUUUACAAAACUGACCUGGGUGAUUUUACAGAAUCAACAUGAAAGAUAGCUACAGUGGUUACGAGAACCAGCUUUUUAAUGAGGAGGACUUAACUGGAGAAGAAGAGGAAAUUCCUCCCUUGAGAGGAAGAGCAAGAGGAGGAUGUAUGAAAUGUCAGCAGACACAUUCUCUUCAGCUAGCUGUCAAAAUGCUCUAUGGUUUUUUAGCUUUGCUCAUCAUUGCAGUUGCCGUGUUGGCAUCCCUUGUUUUCAGAAGAGUUGAUACCUUAUCUGAAGAGGAGACAUUUUACCGCAAGCGGAUUUCAAAGGUCCAAGAGAGCCUAAAAGAUAUCAGCGCUGUAAACAACUAUUCCAACUGCUUAGAUGCUGCUCAAUACCAAGAGGAGAUUGCCAGACUGAAGAAAGAGUAUGAGGAGAUCCAGAAGAAAGUACUCAGUCAAGAGCAGCAGUUGGAAAAGGUAACUCAAUCUCAGCAAAGUCUUACGCAAUCCAGCAAUCGAAUGACUAGAGACCUCCAGUCCUUUGGAAUUAUCAUCAAGCGGAUAAACCAGUCUCUGGGCCAGUACCUGGAUCAGGUAACUGGCUGGCAGGUUGUCAUCAAUGAAACAGAUCAAGGCAUGAAAACCCUUUCUGAGGAUCAAUAUGAUUUGAAGGCCACAAUGCAACAAGUCAACACUACUGUCGCCCUUAGUGCGUUGUGGAUAGGUGCUCUUCAGAGGAAGGCAGAAGAGGAGACCUUGGUCCUUCAAAAAAUUACAGCAGACUGGCAGAACUACAGCAGAGUUUUAAGUGGCCUAAAGUCCAAUGCCAGCAUAACCAUGCAGACCGUGAGGGCUGUUCAGAAUGGUGUCUCUGCCACUCAUCAGCGUAUCAGCAUGAGUUCAGAGAUGGUGCAUGACCUCACUCUGCAAGUCAUGAACCUUCAGAUGCAACUAGACAAUGUCUCGUCUUACAUUGAUGAACAUGAGGAGAACAUGCACGACCACCAGUACCAUGCCAAGUACUACGAGAACCGGACCGGGGACCGAUUUGUGACUUUGGAUGCAAGAAUGAAGUCCACUGAAAUGGAGAUCGACACACUAUCUUCCAGCUUCAAAGCAACCGUUAACCAUGUUCGGAGCAUGUACCAAUACAUCAACCAAGAGAGUUCUUCUUGCCAGUCCAGGCUGAAUAGUCACACAGAAGAUUUGCAGAACCUGAACAACACAGUCUUGCUUCUCCUUCACCUCGCUGACACUCUGAGGAUGCAGUACAUGAUGCUGAAUGUACGCCUCGAUGCUGAUGUGAGAAACCUAUCAAUGGUGGUUGAGGAGAUGAAGCUGGUAGACACCAGUCAUGAAAAGCUGAUCCAGAACUUCACUAUUCUGAAAGGUGUGCCUGGUCAACCAGGUCCAAAAGGAAACAGGGGAGAAACCGGAGCCAAAGGACCUGUAGGAUUAACAGGACCAAAAGGUGACAGAGGACUUGCAGGGAAUCGUGGACCUCAAGGACUUAAGGGCGCUAUGGGAAUAAAGGGUGAUCAAGGUGUACAAGGAUCUUCAGGAAUGAGAGGUGGGCCAGGACUUAAAGGAGAAAAAGGGUCUUUAGGGCCACCAGGUCCUCGUGGUGAAAAGGGACAGAAGGGUGAUAUGGGGGCUCCUGGGAAGGAUGGAAUUCCUGGCCCAAAAGGACCGACAGGUAUCCGAGGGCAAGCUGGACUCCCAGGGGUACAUGGACCUCCUGGACCAAAAGGAGUAGAAGGCCCUAUGGGACCACAGGGGCCAAGAGGAAUACCUGGACCACCAGGGAAGCCUGCUCAGGGUUCAUAAGUGGAUAGACAUAAAACUUUGUGAUGCACUGAUUGACUUUCUGGACAGACUGAUGAUGCUGGUAAACUUCCACUUGGGGAUCUCUUUCAAAGCAAGAUGACAGUAGGGCCAUAGAGCCCCCCAUGUACAUUGCCCAAAUAUGGAGUUUGCUCUGAACAACAAUACACUUUGUAUAGGCAUAUUCAACUUUCUUGGAUAGUCCUCAAGCCUAAUUCUAUACAGGAUAUUGAGCCACUUCACACCAGUUCUUGUUUUAACAAUGUUACAGAGCCAGACUCCUAUGAAACCAUUAUUUGUACUAGGUACCAUUCAUUAGACUCAUUAGCCAGCAUUAACAUAUGAACUAUUUAGUAGUGCAUUAUUUGCAUCAUAAUCACAGAACAUUCAGAGCUGGUACUCUGAAACAUGUUUUUUUAUAAGUUCAAGUAAACCAAAUAUUUCCACUCGUCAAAGGUACCCUAGGUUCAAGUUGAUGGAACAUUGUGCGAAAAAUUACACAUUAUUUUACAGUUGCAUGAAAUUGCAAAAACAAGGCACUGAGCAAAUUUACAGAACUGUUACAAACUGUACAGACAAAUUUAUAUCAAUGAUUGGCAAUGUGCAGCAUUAAGUUUUCAUGUUCAAAUUGGUUUGAUUUCCCAAUUUGUAAAUAUAGAAUUUUAACAGGUAUAAUUUUAUGUGGUUAAUGUGUUUUGAGGACUUCAUGAUGUGUUAGCAUACAGUUUAUUCUCUUUGCACAACAAUAAAGGGUUAUAUGAAUGUAAAAAGGGGACAUUUUUGUUUAGCAUUUUCGAGUUCAUUGAGCAAAUACAGUAUUUAUGAUUAAUAUUUCAUAAUAAAAUCAUGAACCAAAUUUAAAAUAUAUAUUACCUGAUUAGCUAUCUACUCAGAAAGCACAAAAUGUUUUGUAACACUGCGCAAUGUUGCAUUUUUGUUGUUGCUAAGUCAUGUUGCUGUAACGUUUUAAAAAGUGAACCAAAAACAAAAUGUGCAAUUUGCAGAUUUGAAUUAUAAAAUUACUGAAAUAUUGAAAAGUGCUAGUACUAAACUACAAUGUUGUUUUAUUUUACCAAAAUAAAUAAUUUUGGAAACGUAGUACAGGUAGGUUUCUCUACAAGUAAAUGCAAAACAACAGAAAUAUAAUUCCAAACUGCAUCAUUUGUUUUAUUUCAUUAUUCUACUAUAUUGAUCUACAUGAUCAAGAGUCAAUCUAGUGACAUAACCAAUGCUAGCAAGUCUUGAUUAGCAUAUCACAUAAUGACAUUUACAGUAUGUAUAAAUGAGUUGUUUUGUCAUAGCUAGUGUUAACUUUUCUUAUUGAAAAGUGACUGUAAGUUACAAUCAGGAAACAAACCAUUAAAAUUAGAUGACUGACAUUUAAAUGU